Molecule: messenger RNA, 384 nt
Organism: Gongylonema pulchrum
Lineage: Eukaryota; Metazoa; Nematoda; Chromadorea; Rhabditida; Gongylonematidae
Source: the annotation of a GenBank genome assembly
UUGCAGGUGAAUUGUGUAUUAUCAACGUCAUUAUCAGCACCAAUAAUACUCAAACAGCGGCUGAAAUCAUUCGGUAAUUAUUGCGGAAAAUUUUGCACUGAAGACUGGGGCAACGAUCAUAAUGGACGACGAGUGUACGGUUCGAUAAUGUUAAGCGUACAGUUCCUCGUACCGCUCAUAAUCAUCACGUUCUGCUACACCGCCAUUUCAUUCAAAUUAGGCAAAGUAAACUCUUCACUCAUCCUCAAACAAAACCAACGAGCAGCUGUGAAACGUCGGCAAAGAACCAACCGAAUGCUAAUCGGAAUGGUCGUAGCAUUUUCGGCAAGCUGGUUCACCAGUGUAUUGUUCAAUGUGCUUAGGGACUAUGAUCGUUUACCGGCU